CUCUCUCUCUCUCUAUAUAUGUAUUAGAAGGAAAAUAUCAUCGGAGAUAGACACUAAAAUUGGAUUGGUAUAAUACAUUAUCGGACAUAUAUAUAUUUAUAUACUUGUGUCCCCGUUUUGGUCGGUUAUUCUUUCCGGCGAUCCUAAUAUCUCGUUUCUCUAUCUGGUAUUCGAUAUCGAUCUUUUUAUUACGAAAAAUUCGGUUUGAAGGAUUCAUUAGAAAAUCAAAAUCUAAAAUAAAAGUAGCUCAAAUGAUGCAUCGUUUCGUUGACAACGUUCUUGCUGUCACCAAAGAUGCAGGUCAGUUAAGACAAUCACUUAUGAAUCUUUGCAUAACAUUGCGAGGUUUAUUAAUGGAGUGUCAGCACUCCUGUUGGCAUUUUUACCUGGCAAGGGUACCAUUCUUGAAGGUAUUCAUGGCUGGGAGCUUAGACCCACUUUUCGUGGACCCCGACUUCCACGUUGGAUGGAACAUGGGGUGUCUUCUUUCAAUCAUUUCAUUCAUGAGCUUUCAGUGGAUUCUGAUACUUCAAGCAUAGAUGCCUCAUCUGGAGAAGAAGAUUAUGACGACAUAUGCCCUGCAUCUCCAUUUUCUCAGAGUUCACGAGCCUCUAGAUCUAGCUCAUUUUCAAGGCAUGAUAGGCGUCGAACUGGAUGGAUCGCUUAUAUAUUUCAGUGGCUUUUGUUUCCCAUUAAGUUCCUGCUUGGGAUUCCAUUUCAUGUCUACCGUCUGUCUUAUGGAGGUUCAAAAUCCUCCUCUACUUUGGGAAGUGACCAAUUUUCUAAUUUACAUUCUUUUAAGAGGGUACAAACCCUCAAGGAUCAUAUUGUUCACCGAACAACUGACAAGAGGCGUGGAGUUGUCGAGGAUCUUCAGCUAGCUAUUGAGAUUUCCAUAGAAGCUAUAUUUGAUAUUGUUCACAAGGUAGCACAUUUUCUUCUCUCACCGUCAGAGGCAUUCAAAGUACUGUCUCGCUUUUGUUUCUUACACAACAAUCAGGAUAAAGCAGCUUAUGAAAGUGAUUCAAAAGCUUCUGUUCCAACAUCUACACUUGGAGAAAAUGAUCCAAGUCCUACGGAAAGAACUACCUCUUUCCAGGCACUGAACACAGAUGCUAGGACAUGUCAGGAUGUAAUAACCGAACUUGGGUAUCCAUACGAAGCAAUUCAUGUCAUCACAAAUGAUGGUUAUGUCCUUCUCUUGGAAAGAAUUCCUAGGCGUGAUUCGAAGAAAGCUGUUUAUCUACAACAUGGAAUUUUGGAUUCUUCUAUGGGCUGGGUGUCUAAUGGGGUUGUUGGUUCACCAGCUUUCGCAGCCUUUGAUCAAGGAUAUGAUGUUUUCCUUGGGAACUUUCGUGGUUUGGUUUCUAGGGAGCAUGUUGACAAAAAUAUUUCAUUACGACAAUACUGGCGUUACUCCAUUAAUGAGCAUGCAACCGAGGAUAUUCCUGCAAUGAUUGAGAAGAUUCACGAAGUGAAAAUGGCUGAAUUAAAGCUUAGUCAACCAGUUCGAGAGGAAGAAACAAGUCAUGAUCAGCCUUACAAGCUUUGUGCAGUCUCUCAUAGUUUAGGAGGUGCAGCCAUGCUAAUGUAUCUCAUAACUCAGAAGAUCCGAGAGAAGCUACAUAGACUCUCAAGACUGAUUUUGUUGUCACCUGCUGGUUUCCACGAUGAUUCUACCCUAGUAUUCACAGUAGUAGAGCAUAUAUUUCUUCUUCUGGCUCCUCUUUUGGAACCCUUUGUUCCUGGAUUCUACAUACCAACGAGGUUUUUCCGCAUGCUUUUGAACAAAUUGGCUCGUGACUUCCAUAACUACCCUGCUGUUGGAGGACUGGUGCAAACACUGAUGAGUUAUGUUGUUGGCGGGGACAGCUCAAAUUGGGUUGGAGUAUUAGGUUUACCACAUUAUAACAUGAAUGACAUGCCAGGGGUAUCAUUUCAUGUGGCACUUCAUCUUGCCCAGAUGAAGCGUUCAGGAAGAUUCAGAAUGUUCGACUAUGGCAGUGCAUCUGCCAAUACGGAGUUAUACGGUUCUCCUGAGCCGUUGGACCUCGGCGAGUACUACAGUUUCAUUGACAUUCCGGUUGAUUUAGUUGCAGGACGAAAGGAUAAGGUGAUUCGUCCAUCAAUGGUAAGAAAGCAUUACAAGUUGAUGAAGGAUUCAGGUGUAAAUGUUUCGUACAACGAAUUUGAGUACGCUCAUUUGGACUUCACAUUCUCUCACCGUGAAGAACUCUUGGCGUAUGUCAUGUCUCGCUUGCUUCUUGUGGAAUCUGCUACUCUUCCGCAACAAUCUAGUCAUAAGGCUCUAAAGUUGAAGAAGAAAGGACUGGUUAACAAUGACUCCAAGGUUGAAGAAGAAAUGACGGGCCAGUAGUUGAUAUAUUGCAAUCUUAGAAAAUGGCCAUGCACUUCCAUGUUUUUUGUUUUGGUUUCAGGAAUUGGCAUGAGCUUUGUACUAAGGUACGGAUUGGUGUUGUAGAUUGAAUACGUCCAUACCAAUUUUACUUGAUUGUGUAGCUUGUAUAGCUGUUACGGUCAUGUUUCCCACCAGUUUUUCGUGGGGUCAUUAUGCCGAACUUAAUAGUCAUGGACUCAAAUUGGUAAAUAGUACGGUUUGUACGAGUAAGUAGUUUAAUUUAAUACUCAAAUCUGUAAGAAUUGUUUAGGUUAAUGUCUUUCAAUGUGUUUCGGCUGCUAUAGGACGUUUUUUUAUGGUUGUAUCAACAGUGUAUAUUAUAUUUUGCAGCAACAUUGUAUAUUAACCUUUAAAGCCAAUCUUCUUAGUAGUUUGCUUCAA
Humulus lupulus (European hop) is the source of this 2800-nucleotide messenger RNA. RefSeq lists its product as uncharacterized. The transcript has 9 exons. Bases 467 to 2377 code for a protein of 636 amino acids. The record is from RefSeq and is a predicted model, not a curated record. Gene Ontology annotation, biological process: lipid metabolic process. Lineage: Eukaryota; Viridiplantae; Streptophyta; Magnoliopsida; Rosales; Cannabaceae.